This is a messenger RNA of Taeniopygia guttata (zebra finch), 3293 nucleotides long. NCBI's taxonomy places the organism in Eukaryota, Metazoa, Chordata, Aves, Passeriformes, Estrildidae. The record is from RefSeq and is a predicted model, not a curated record.
GGCUCCAUCCCCGUCCGCUCCAUCCUCCUCUUCCUCCCCACCCUCCUCCUCCUCUUCCUCCCCACCCUCCUCCUCCUCCUCCUCUCCCGAUGGGCCCCCCCGGCCCGGCCACGCGGCUCCUGCCCCCCCUCGUUCUGGCGCUCGCAGGGGUCGCCCGGGGCACCUUCACGGUGGCGGCGUGGCCGCGGGUGGCCGUGGUGGCCUUCGGGGGCUCGGUCAGCGUCAACUGCAGCCGCAGCGCCUGCCCGGGGGGCGACAACGCCACGCUGGGGCUGGAGACCCCCGUGCCCGCGACCCCCGGGCCCGCGGGGCUCCGCUGGCAAAGCUUCAGCCUCCGGAACGUGUCCCGGUGGAGCCCCGGGCCCGUCACCUGCACCGGCCGCUGCGGCGACACCGAGGCCAACGCCAGCACCGGCGUCCUGGUCUACCAGCUGCCGGAGCGGGUGGAGCUGGAGCCGGUGGCCCCGGUGGCGGAGGGGGACAGCCGGACCCUGACGUGCCGCGUGCUGGAGGUGGCCCCGCUGCGGAACCUGACGGUGACGCUGCGCCGCGGCACCGAAACGCUGCGCACCGAGAGCUUCGGCGACGCCGAGGGCAGCGCCACCGUGGCCGUGAGCCACCGGCUGACCGCCACCCGCGGGGACCACGGCCAGCGCGUCACCUGCCACGCCGAGCUGUCCCUGCGGCCGCACGGGCCCCUCUUCGCCCGCGCCGCCGUCCCGGUCACGCUCUCGGUGUUCGCUCUCCCGGAGCCGCCGCAGCUCCGGGUCCCCGCCAUCCUCGAGGUUGGCACCGUGACCGCCGCCAGCUGCCGCGUCACCGGCGCCUUCCCCGCCGGCGACAUCCGCGUCACCGCCGCGCUGGACCGGGAGCCGCUGAACGUCACGGCGGAGGUGACCGGGGACACGGUGACGGCCAGCACCGAGCUGGCCCCGCGCAGCCCGGGCCCGCGGGAGCUCAGCUGCACGGCCGCGGUGGCCACGGCGGCGCGGACGGCGCGGAGGCGGCUCCACGUUUACCGAUUGCCGGUGCCCGCCCUGGAGCUGAGCCCGGCCCCGGUGGCGGCGGGCGGGGAGGUGACGGUGACGUGCCGCUCCGGUGCCACCGAGCCGCCGGCGGCGCGGCUGCAGCUCCGCGAUGCCGACGGCGGCGUCCUGGCCGAGGGGCCGCAGCCGCGGCUGCAGCUCCGGUUGGUGGCUCGGCGCGACGACGACGGGCGGGAAUUCCGGUGCCGGGCCAGCCUGGCGGUCGGUGACACGGCGGUGACAAAGGAGGCGGGGGCGCGGCUGGCGGUGCUCUACCACCCCGAGAUCCCGGCCAGCGGCUGCCCCCCCACCCGCACCUGGCUGCGGGGCUCGCUGGCGGCGCUGUCCUGCCGCGCCACCGGGAACCCCGAGCCCACCGUCACCUGCGGCCGCCGCGGGGGCCCCGCGGGCAGCACCGAGCCCCGGCCGGUGACCCGGGCCCGGGCGGGCACCUACGUGUGCAACGCCACCAACGCGCUGGGCACGCGCAGCCGCCGCGUCACCGUCCGCGUGGAGUACGAGCCCACGCUGGCCGAGUCGGGGUGCCCGGCGCACCGGGUCUGGGUGGAGGGCGAGCGGCGGGAGCUGCGGUGCCGCGCCGACGGGGAGCCCGCGCCCAGCACACGCUGUGCCCGCCACCGGGACAGCCGCCACGGUGGCACCCGGGAUGGUGGCACCCGGGAUGGUGGCACCCGUGAGAGUGACAUCCAUGAGAGUGGCACCCAUGAGAGUGGCACCCAUGAGAGUGGCACCCGUGAGAGUGACAUCCAUGAGAGUGGCACCCAUGAGAGUGACACCCAUGAUGGUGGCACCCACAACAGUGGCACCCAUGAUGGUGGCACCCAUGAGAGUGACACCCGUGACAGUGACACCCAUGAGAGUGACACCCAUGAGAGUGGCACCCAUGAGAGUGGCACCCAUGAGGGUGACACCCAUGACAGUGGCACCCGUGAUGGUGGCACCCACCACGGUGGCACCCAUGAAGGUGACACCCACAACAGUGACACCCACCACAGUGGGGUCACCUACAACAGUGGCACCCGUGAUGGUGGCACCCACGACAGUGACACCCACGACAGUGACACCCACGACAGUGACACCCACAAUGGUGACAGCCACGACAGUGACACCCAUGAUGGUGACACCCGUGACAGUGACACCCACAACAAUGACACCCACGACAGUGACACCCACCACGGUGGCACCCACGUGGUCACCCGGGCCGACGGUGGCCGCUACGUGUGCCGGGCCACCAACCGGCACGGGGUGGCCGUGAGGAGCGUCCUGGUCACCGUGGAGUACCGGCCGAGCCUCGGUGAGCGCGGCUGCCCCGAGCGGCGCCGGUGGCUGGAGGGGAGCCCGGCCGAGCUGCGCUGCGCCGCCACCGGGAACCCCCCGCCCCGCGUCACCUGCGCCAAGCUGGGCGGCGGCCGCGACCCCCCCGACAACGCCACCGAACCGGGAGACCCCCGGGACCCCCCCCGGGCCACCCCCAACGUCACCCGCGCCCACGCGGGCACCUACCGGUGCCGGGCCACCAACGCGCACGGUUCCGCCGUCCGCGACGUCACCGUGGCCGUGGAGUACGGCCCCGCCGGUGUCACCGUGCGCGUCUUGCCCUCCGCCAACGUCACCCGCGGCGGCGGUUUCACGGUGGAGUGCGGCGCCGAGGGGCUCCCGGUGCCCACCUACACCUGGGCGCUGCCCCCCGCCCCCAACCUGCGCCUGGCCGCCGACAACCGCUCGGUCACGGUUACCGGAGCCACCGCGGCCAACCGGGGCCUUUACACCUGCACGGCGAGCAACCGGCACGGCCGGCGGGCCGGGAGCGUCGUGGUGCGGGUGGACGAGAGGCGGCCGGUGGUGCUGGCGGCGCUGGGAGCGCUGGGCGCGGUGGCCGCGCUGGGACUGGCGGUGGCCGGUGGUCUCUACGUGAAAAGCAGCGCCGGUAAAACCGGAGAGUACAACGUGCGGGACGCCGAGGGCUCCUCCGAGGCCGCGCGUCUGCACCGGCACCGCGACACCGGCACCGAGGUGUUCGGGAUCCAGCUGCCGCAGCCGUGAUCGGCACCGGGACCGCUCCUCCCCGGCCCCGGCGGGUUUUGGGGCGGUUUUGGGGCGUUUUUGGGGGUUUGGGAGUGUGAGGGUGCCAAGGAUGCCGCUGGAGGUGCCCGGUGGUACCGGGACAACAACGGGGAGGAUUUUGGCAACCGGAUCGCCUGAUCGGCACCGGCACCGGCACCGGGACCGUCCCCGUGGGGUUUUGGG